Messenger RNA from Nipponia nippon (crested ibis), 1108 nucleotides. RefSeq names its product protein tyrosine phosphatase non-receptor type 7 (gene PTPN7). Gene Ontology annotation, molecular function: protein tyrosine phosphatase activity; protein kinase binding. NCBI's taxonomy places the organism in Eukaryota, Metazoa, Chordata, Aves, Pelecaniformes, Threskiornithidae. Gene Ontology annotation, cellular component: plasma membrane; cell junction; cytosol. The record is from RefSeq and is a predicted model, not a curated record. Gene Ontology annotation, biological process: signal transduction; protein dephosphorylation.
AUGGUACAAGCCUGCUUGGUGUGCUCCAGAGUUCAUAACAGCAGCCUGACAGCCCGGGCAGCCGGGGCAGACAUGGACAAGACAGACAAGCCCAGUCCCUCUGCCAAGAAGCACGUGCGUCUUCAGGAGAGGAGGGGCUCCAAUGUGUCACUGAUGCUGGACAUGAGCUCGCUGGGGAGCGUGGAGCCCAUCCAGCCCGUCUGCACGCCACGGGACAUCACACUGAAGUUCCUGAGGACAUCCAGCCACGUGCUGAGGAGAGAGGAGCUGCAGCAACGUGCCCAGAGCCUGACACAGCUCCAGGAGGAGUUUUCGAAAAUCCCACCCAACUUUGUCAGUCUGGAGGAGCUGGAGAUCCCUGGACGUGCCGCCAAGGACAGAUACAAAACCAUCCUCCCCAAUCCUGAGAGCCGGGUCUGUCUCAGAAGGGCAGGGAACCAGGAGGAAGACAGCUACAUAAACGCCAACUACAUCACGGGCUAUGCAGGGCGGCCCCGGGAAUACAUCGCCACCCAGGGACCCAUGCUGAACACCGUGGCCGACUUCUGGGAUAUGGUGUGGCAGGAGGAGGCACCCCUCAUCAUCAUGAUAACCAAGCUCCAGGAGCGCAAAGAGAAAUGUGUCCACUACUGGCCGGAGAAGGAGGGCACCUACGGCCCCUUCACCAUCCGCGUGCAGGGAGUGAGCGAGUGCGUGGAGUAUGUGAUCCGGGAUCUCUCCAUCCAGCUUGAAGGUGAAUGCCGCCAGGUCAAACACAUCCUCUUCCCUUCCUGGCCGGAUCAGCAGACACCAGAGUCAGCCAAGCCCCUGCUGCACUUGGUGUCCAAGGUGGAGGAGAUUCUCCAGGCUCCAGCCAGCCCAGGGCCCAUCGUUGUGCACUGCAGCGCAGGCAUCGGCCGGACAGGCUGCUUUAUCGCUACCAGAAUCGGGUGCCAGCAGCUGAAGGACAAGGGGAAUGUGGAUAUCCUGGGAAUCGUGUGCCGGCUCCGCAUAGACAGAGGCGGGAUGAUCCAGACGAGCGAGCAGUACCAGUUCCUCCAUCACACACUAGCUCUCUACGCUUCCCAGCUGCCGGAGGCGGGAGGCCACUAGCACAGGCCUCCCACUG